Molecule: messenger RNA, 5547 nt
Organism: Perca fluviatilis (European perch)
Lineage: Eukaryota; Metazoa; Chordata; Actinopteri; Perciformes; Percidae
Gene: marchf8
Product: membrane-associated ring finger (C3HC4) 8
Exons: 9
Coding region: 365-2158 (597 amino acids)
Biological process (GO): immune response; antigen processing and presentation of peptide antigen via MHC class II; protein polyubiquitination
Cellular component (GO): cytoplasm; lysosome; late endosome membrane
Molecular function (GO): MHC protein binding; ubiquitin protein ligase activity; zinc ion binding
Source: RefSeq, a predicted model, not a curated record
GUCUUCUUUUUUCUGUAAGUUGGAAUAUGGAGCAACAUUUGGUCCAAUACUAUGCGUCCGUUCACACUGAGGCUCCUCUGUCUCCCCUGCGCCUCUCGCUUUAUUAAAUCCAACCGCUGACGGUCGGUCGGACGGACGUGCGUCUGGACUGUGCUGGGAUGUGAACGUGUGACAAUUUGCUUUUUUUAAUUUGUUUUGAUUGCCCGCUGUAAAAGCCAAGAGUCGGUCCCCAGCGACGGUCACCGUAGCCUGUUGUGAUUAAGGGCAACGCGGGCAAGGUGUCACAGUUCAGACCAUCAUGCCCUUUGCUCUGGCAGCAGGACAGGAAGUGUGUGUGUAAGCGCCCCUGGUUGGCUCUGCUGGGAUGAACAUGCCACUGCACCAAAUCUCUGUCAUCCCCCGUGAUGUCACCUCAUCGCGGGUGUCAGGCAGUGGGAAAGCUAAGGACAAGGACAAGGACAAGCAGAAUGAAAAGCCUCUGGGUCAUUCUGCAAGCAGGUCCAGCAAUAUAUCAAAGGCGGGGAGCCCGACUUCAGUCAACGCUCCAUGCAGUUUCUCCAGGACGUCGGUUUCCCCCUCCAGCCAGGACAUCUGCAGUCAGGAUCAGGACUGUCAGAAGCAGACUGCAGUGGUUCUACUGAAUUCAAAUGGUAAAACCUGUCAAGGUUCAGGAGGUAUUUCAGUGACCACCCUCUGCACAGAUGCCCUACCAGCCUCUAAAAGCCCGUACGGCACCCCAACCGCUCUACCGCUCCCCCCCUCCUCCGUCCGCAUUAGCCGCGCUCUCCAGGUUUUCUGUGGCAUGACGGGCGCGGACGUGGACAGUCUUUGUCGCGGCCUGCACUUUAUAGACCGCACCUGCUCGGAGGGAGAGCUGGAGCUGAAGCCCAAGCCCGCUCAGCCACCCGGCUCGGAUCAAAGGGCGCACACACUCAACGGCAAGCUGGCUGCAGCACCCACUCACCAGAACCAAAAUCCGGCCUGCUCAACACGCACCAACCCCCACCUCGUCCCCUCCUUCACCAACAACUACAAAUACAUGUUGGGCAUCCCUCCCGUCAAUUGUCUCCCAUCUGACCCUGCCAUCCGCACCCCUCCUCCUCUUUCCAACACCCACCUCCACCCUCGUCCCUCUCCGAGCGGCAACUUUCUCCGUCUCCUCCUCCCUUUCUCUCGAUCCUCUACCUCGGCCAGCCUGCAGUGCUCUGAGCUGGAUAGCUACGCCUCUCAUCUCCACAUCACCAAGUCCUCUAGUGUCCUUCUGGAAGGCAGUGAGUUAGGCUACCCCGUCGAGGAUCUACUGGGAGAUGACGACGUGUUUGAGGAGGACCAGCCCAGUCUAGUUUCAAGGGGAAAGGUUCAGCUGGCCACCCCAGAAACAGUCACCAUGGCUGGGACAGGUGCUCCUCUCGCCCCCCUUUGCUUUAUGGAUGAGGACAGCGACUUGGACUGUUGCCCGUCCCCUUUGUCAGAGAAAACUGGGCCACUGUCACCCUAUUCGCUAUCUGAAGACUGGUGCAGGAUUUGUCACUGUGAAGGGGAUGACGAGAGUCCUCUGAUCACACCAUGCCACUGCACAGGGAGCCUGCGCUUCGUCCACCAGUCCUGUCUACAGCAGUGGAUCAAGAGCUCCGACACUCGCUGCUGUGAGCUCUGUAAAUAUGAAUUCAUAAUGGAGACCAAGCUCAAACCACUGCGCAAGUGGGAGAAGCUACAGAUGACGGCGAGCGAGAGAAGGAAGAUCAUGUGUUCGGUCACCUUCCAUGUCAUCGCCAUCACCUGCGUGGUAUGGUCGCUCUACGUCCUCAUCGACAGAACAGCGGAGGAAAUCAAACAAGCCGGAAGAAUCCCAGGGAUCCUGGAAUGGCCUUUCUGGACCAAGCUGGUGGUGGUGGCUAUCGGCUUCACGGGUGGACUAGUGUUCAUGUACGUCCAGUGCAAAGUCUACAUCCAUCUAUGGAGGAGACUCAAGGCUUACAACCGGGUCAUAUACGUCCAGAACCGUCCAGACACGUGUAAAAAGCUGGCGCUGGAGAAGCCUCCUCUCAUGGAGCCAAAUCUGGAGAGCAAGGAAGCUUUGGCGCCCAACCAGUCGGACACAAACGCCUCCCAGUACACAGAGACAGAGGACUACAGCAUGGAGGUGCUCCAUGUCUGACCACUCAGUCCAUGCCAUUGGUUGUCCUACUUAUCCUACACACACAAGCAGGCCCAUAGUGAAGAGCAGCCAUCAUGGAAAUGCUCGGUGACCGAGAAACGACCACACACUCCCCUUCUUCUGAUAUCAGACUGACCCACUGUCCUCCUCUGGUCAUCUUAUAUUUCCAAAACGCCAUCCACAGAGACUGACAGACCAUGACUCUUUUCUUGUAUCCACAUUCCUCCUAUCAUAUCCCUCCCUCCACCUGUACCCUCAAUCCACACUCCACCUCCCAGGACCGGACUGUUUUUACUAACUUCUGUAAAUGUCUGAAGAGGCCUGGAUCAUACCACUCUACAGAGAGAUACCACUACACACACACACACACACACACACACGCACACAUGCACACACACACACACACACACACACACACACACACACACACACACUCUCACACACUCACACUCUCUUGUAUGUACACCUCUGGGAGAGCAGGACUGAGACAAAUGGACUCCCAAACCGCUCUGGAUGUCGACAUGUCUCUAAUGCGUGGUUUCUUUGCUUGUGUUGUUUGUUAGAUUUGUUUGUUUUUACCUCCUGUGAGUCAUCUUGGGCAAACCUGCCGUGGAUCAGUAUGUAGCGCCGCACAUAGGAUCUCUGGAACAUUCCAGCUACUGCCAUCUCGGUUGCUGUAAUCUGUCAGCUCUGAGCUGGUCUGGAUCCGACCAGGCCUUGAUCUGGACAUGCAUCGAAGCACUUUUGUUUUUUAGUUCCCACAACAAAUCCCCUCCCUUCCUCUUGCUACUCUUUUUUUCUUUUAAUAUGAAUCAAGUCUUACUGUAUAUGUUGUACAUGGGGGAGAGCACAUUCGAACUUUGAACUUUAAUUUGACAUUUCCUCAAACACACAAACAUAUAUAAUCCCAUGGAUGACAAAAAAGGAAUUGGGGGUUAAAAAUGGAAUAAUGGUGAAAUAAAAGUGAGUGUUUUAGUUAAAAUAGACAAAAUGAGUUUUGAAUACGACGUCAGGCUCAAAGCUCUAACGUAGAUCAUGAAAAAAAUCCAGCCACAUAACUUCUCUACCCCAACAUGAACUUUCUGAAGGCUUUGAGAAUGUAAACUUUUUUUUUUUUUAAAUGAUAAAAAUGAAUAAAUAUAUAUAUAAAGAAAAACAACAUUUUUUACUGUUCACAGGAAAUUGCGAGAUAAUUUCCAUGUCUUGAGAACAUUACAAGAGCCUUUGGGCAUAAACAGCGCCGCUCAUGUUUUUCUAUCAUGUGAAUGACACAGUAUUUACAGUGUGAUAUUCCAUGUGCUGUUCUUAAUAUGUUGAUUUGUUUGCUUAGUCACAGGAUGUGCCCUGAGAAAUCCACAGCUGCCUAUUUUUAGUCUGUCCUCUCAUUGCUCCCAUUGUGCAGGCAGUACAUUGAUUGAUCCCUUCAUGGAUAGUUUUGAUUUAGAAGCAGGCUGACUAUGUGUAUUUGAUUUGGCUGCUCAAAAUAGGCACAUUUACAGUCCAUCCCUUCAGUUCGAUUAACACACUCCUGAGUAUAAGGUGAAAGAUUGGAUGUUUGCACAUGAUGUACUUCAUAGGAUAAUUGCUGAGCAUUUCAGGCAAGCAGAAGUCUGUUUCAGCAAAAGUGUCUUCUUUCUUCUUGCCAGACUUUAGUUUUUUUUUCUUACAUCUGUCCUUAUGUGGCUCAAAUAAAACAAAGUGCACAAACACCUUUUUUUCAUUUCUAAAAGGAAGCACAGUGAAGCACCGCUUAAAUACUGUAACUGCAUUUCAGCAUUCAGGAUGAUUUUUAUUUUUUUGAGUUUAACAUUUUGGGUUGUCACAUUUAUUAACAAUCAGUUUAAUUUGCUAUAAAAGCAAUGCAAUACACCCCCGACGUUUGCUGCCUGUGACGGUAUGCAUCAUCUUUUAUUGAUGAGCUGACUGCAGCGCCGCCUGCUGGUGAGAAGUUGAAGGUGCAGUCUGAAGUAGGCAGCUGUUGAUUUCUCAGAGCGAUGUGUUUUUGGGCUUACAGUCAUUGUAAGUGCUUUUGUGUAUGUGGGAGCACAGUGAUGCCAGGCUCAUGUUGAGCCUCACAGCCAUUCCAACAACACACACAUUUUUAAAAUACUGUCUUUGAUACCAGUAUACGGUCUGUGAACAAUGAUGGUCCAACAACAUAUGUGACAAUUACUGCUCAGCAGCAAUAAAAUCUGUGCUUUGUUUUUGCAACAAUUCAUAGCGUACUUGUGUAUAUGCCCCAUGGUGACUUGAGAUCUGGAGUCUAAUAUAAUUUUAAUACAUAAUAUGAGCCAAGGGAGUUGUGUUGGAUUAAGACCUAGUAACGAGAAGCUUCUCUGAAACUUUGAUACCUGCGAGGCUCAGUGCAAUUAGACAGAUAAAAAGUGCAAUUACCCUUUUGUUGAUAUUCUAUUAUAUAGUUAUGUAAUGGUGUUUAAUGUCCAGGGUGUCUUCUGGGUAUAAAAUGAUUAUUUCUUCAUUUUGUGUUGUAUUUAUUUUAAAAAGAAAACAGAGUAAAAUUUGUUCAUUUAAAAAAAAAAAAAAAAAAUCCUUUCAUUAGUAGUUUUAUGCAACUUACACUUUUUUUCUCCCAGGCAUAAAUGCCAGAACAUCACUUUCACUCUUGUUUUGCACUUCAGAUACCUUGAUUCCCAGAACUUAAUGUGAACAUCUGCUCCUCCAUCUUGCUUUUUAAAUUGCUUGAUACAUUUUGUUUUAAAUAUGCAGAAUAUAGACAUUUAACCGUAGCAUAAAAUUUAAACAUUCAAGUUUUUCACCUAAACAACAUGGGGUAUUUAGGCAUGUAGUUUCUUUGAGAUGGAAGAUUAAAGAUGUAGAUUGUGCUUCUUAUUUUCUACUCAUAGGAGCUGGCUCCUUUCAUGAAGUCUGAGACAGAAGUUUUGAGGCCACUUUAGGACAACUUUACAAGCAGGCAUGUUCCUCUCUGAUAGCAGCGUUUUCUUUUUUUCUUAGUAUCUUAUCAUGAACGGAUUUCUUAAUUUUAUAAUCCCAUUGAGCAGCACAUCGACUGAGAAGUAAAGGUACUUUCUCUGCCUUGCUGUCCCAGUAUUUUAGGUCUAAGUCUCGAUUUUUCUGUCUGUCUUUAACCUGCCGCUUACAUUUUAUCAUGUCUGGGAAUAGUGUAACUUGCAUAAAGCUACAUUUGUUUACUACUGACUGGACUUGAACCUAUAUGACUGUUCCCCUGUCUUAUAUCAUUCCACAAGUUUGUCUGUGAAUUUACUUUGGAAUAGUAAAUGUAAAGAAAUUGGUAAAAGUACUUAUGUUUUUAAAAGAAAUAUUGAUGUGUUUUCAGUUUAAUUUGCCAUUAUCGAACAAAGUAUGUAGACUUAAAAAGAACAACCAAAUAAAAAUUAUGUUACUUUUAA